Molecule: messenger RNA, 2390 nt
Organism: Lineus longissimus
Lineage: Eukaryota; Metazoa; Nemertea; Pilidiophora; Heteronemertea; Lineidae
Product: casein kinase II subunit beta
Exons: 7
Coding region: 44-721 (225 amino acids)
Cellular component (GO): cytoplasm; protein kinase CK2 complex
Molecular function (GO): protein kinase regulator activity
Source: RefSeq, a predicted model, not a curated record
GUGAGUAUGCGAAACCAAGGUUCCAAGUUUUUAGAUUUUCAAAAUGAGCAGUUCAGAGGAAGUGUCAUGGAUAUCCUGGUUUUGUGGAUUAAGGGGCAAUGAAUUCUUUUGUGAAGUUGAUGAAGAUUAUAUACAAGACAAAUUUAACCUCACAGGUUUAAAUGAACAAGUACCUCACUAUAGGCAAGCUUUAGAUAUGAUCUUGGAUUUAGAACCAGAUGAUGAGCUUGAAGACAAUCCAAAUCAAAGUGAUCUGAUCGAACAGGCAGCUGAGAUGCUCUAUGGGUUAAUACAUGCCAGAUAUAUUAUGACCAACAGAGGAAUUGCACAAAUGAUUGAAAAAUGGCAACAAGGAGACUUUGGAUAUUGUCCACGCGUUUACUGUGAAAAUCAGCCCAUGUUGCCGAUAGGUCUAUCAGACGUCCCCGGCGAGGCAAUGGUUAAGUUAUAUUGUCCAAAAUGUCAAGACGUUUUUACGCCAAAGUCUUCACGACACCACCACACGGACGGUGCAUAUUUUGGCACGGGUUUCCCACACAUGUUGUUCAUGGUUCAUCCUGAGUACCGACCGAAGCGCCCCGCUAAUCAGUUCGUUCCUAGGCUGUACGGGUUCAAGAUCCACCCCCUGGCUUAUCAGCUUCAGAUGCAGGCUUCAGCCAGAAGUCGCUCGGCCGCUACACGUGCACGAACCACAAGCUCCAAGUCGCCAAUCUAUAAAUGAAGUCGGGGGAGAUCUCAUCGAAGAAUAUGAUAUUGAAGGAGAAUUCAUUGAAAAAAUGAUAAUUGAAUGUUAAAUUGUGAGCAGAAGUCUCACUUUUGCAGGAAGAAUCUUGAAAGUGUUUAGAACAGGAAGUGAAAAAUAUUGACUUUAAAUGAAGGACGGAAUGGCAUUCAUGGUUGUAAACUUGUAUGCUCCGACAUAAUAGCUAUUUUUCGGACUCUCAAAUUCAGGUUAAAGCAAAUAUUUAUUGGGGAGUUGGCGAUAUUCAUGUUUUUUUUAUAUAUUUUAGCUAUCCAGCCUAACAGCCUAACACAUAUGUGGUUGAUAAUGCUGCCUGAGGGUCCAUACUUUUGCCUUAUUUUAUUGCCAGUCUUCAUUGUAAAAUAUUACUCAUCCAGUCUGUAUGCUUACUCAGGCUGAAAUCAAGAAGAUCCUAAAAUUUAUCAACCAAAGUUUGAAACUUCCAACAUAAACCUGUACUGUAAUGAAGUGCACAACUUCUUAUAUCUUAUAGUUUGCACAGGCUGAAUGGCCACCACUACAACCCUUUCAAACUGAGACAUGGGGGACAGUCACUGUGUAGAAAUUUUUCUGUGUGCUGUUUUUGAGUUCUUGAUCUUUAGAUUAGUCAGUUGAAAUGAACUUUAACAUUUGUGAUGAUUUGAUAAUAACCUCCUCAGGAGUCGGGCAGCCAGACUGUUUUUAAAUGGUUUAGCUUGUCCGGGAAAAAGUAGUUUGCAAAUGACUCCGCUUGCUGACUACUGAAUAUUCUUCCUCUGUGUAAGUUCAACAACCCACCUUGUUUUUGUUGUCCCCCCGUAGAGAGUAUUGAGUCCUGCCCCCCCCCCCCCACCUCCAUUUGUGUCCAACUCUGGUAAUAAAGUGUCACUUAGUUUGAUUCUGCAGUCUUAACCCCCCCCCCCCCCAUCCCCGUUUUACCUUUAAAGUAAUUGGAUACCCCUGGACCAAACCUAGCCCUCGAUUCAGUUUAUACAUGUCAUAAUAAAGACUAUGAAGAGACUUAUAUUUGUGCUAACUUCAAUGCAGCUUCAAUGGAAUUUCAAUUCUCCAGGUGUUUCCGUGCUAUGAGCCCUGUGGCCCCUACCAAAAGUUCUAACCCCAGUGGUCAAAUCAUGUCUAAAUCAAGUGUCAAGUCCUGAAUUCAUGGAUGGGUUGGAAUGGACCAAACGGAUGUUGACUUGUGGAUACAUUUCUUUUUUUGAUAGGCACCUAAUGAGUUUGAGAUCAUGCAGAAAGAAGCCCCUAUAUCAGAUGUUGUACCAGAUCCAUUGAAAGGUUGAAAUCGACAAGGUUAGGGUGCCCCGAACUAUUCUGAUGAUUAAAGUGUUAACAGAUAGACUUUGCCUAAUAAUAUUAUAAGGUUUUAAUUUGCGACUAAUUUCUAGAAGGGAAUUUGAUAUUUCCUGUCAAAUAUUUCACAUAACGAAUGCAUUAAAAGUAGACUCCAUGGAGUCAUUUGGGCUAUAUCUUUGUUACUUUCAAAGAUUUUGAAUUUUUAGGGAGUAGGCCUAAAUUUGAUACCUCUAGACUGAUGAGGGUUGAAUACACUUUAAUGCUAAUGUCGAUGAUGAGGUUGUGUGAAAGUGUAAGAAGAAACAGGGAUUUGUCCAAGAAAUGUACAUAAUUUCAAUAAAUGGAGUAAACAGAA